Messenger RNA from Recurvomyces mirabilis, 879 nucleotides. RefSeq lists its product as uncharacterized. Bases 1 to 879 code for a protein of 292 amino acids. The transcript is spliced from 3 exons. NCBI's taxonomy places the organism in Eukaryota, Fungi, Ascomycota, Dothideomycetes, Mycosphaerellales, Teratosphaeriaceae. The record is from RefSeq and is a predicted model, not a curated record.
AUGUCCGACCUUCGCAAGGAUGCGAUGCUCCGUGCAGGUUUCAAGGCCAUCGGCCAGCUCGACGGACCAUCGGACGAGCCUGAGACACGUGCUGAGACCACAGAAGAUGCCACUGCAGGAGAUCAAGCCCCUGUCUCGAGCACUAACGAGGGUGUGAGUACCUCGCAGCCAGGUACCACAGCUGAUGGCAGGCAGUCAACGCCCGAGAAUGCUCCUCCUUUCAGCAUAUACCCAUUACCAUCUCCUCACCCGUCUGCUGGUCUCAGGACUCCACCGACCCCUUACCACGGUCCAGCAGACUCGCCAAGCUUCGAGUCACCAAGGACAGCCAUGUGGCGUCGUUGCAUCGACCCUGACGAUCCAUUGUUUCACGAAGCUGCCUACCGUCUCUCGCUUGGCAACCGACACCAACCAGAGGCUCGUGAUCCGAUGUCUGAGCCGACGGACCGAGAGGAGGGUACACCAGCAGCGACUCCUGACCAAGCGGCGGUUCGUCUGCAAGGCGCCAUUCACUACAUGGCGAUGUCGUGCCUACGGCUGCAGACUGGUGGUCAUGACCAGCUCGCAACUACAUAUAAUCAAUUGUACGAGCAAGACCAUGGCGAGGUUUACCGUAAUGAGCUCCAGUGUGCGACAUUCGAGCCACUGCAGCCAGAGCAGACGAAUAUGCAAGCUGCCAUCCGUCACUGCGCGAUGGUCUACCGGUAUCUGAGUGCCGGUGACCACAACCAGAUGGCGGAUCGAUACGAUAACCAGUAUCAGGAGGAUUUUGGGGAGGCAUACGUCGACGACUUGGUCGACGUCAUCCAGAACGAGGGAGAUGACCCACCUGGAUCAAAUGACGAUGAGCAGGACGACGAGGAGUACGAAUAUGACUAG